GAAAAAUGUGCGCAUGCUACUUUCUUUCGGUUUUGUUGGUUGAACAAUUAAUUGCUAUGCUAUGGAGGAUGCAGGAGUGCGAUGCAAGGAUGCAAGAGAGAGCUGCAGAACUGAUGGAGCAGGUAAGAAGCAUGUUCAAGGACAUUACCAACAUCUUGCAAACUAUGGACUUGGUCGAUUCAAUCCAGCUUCUUGGAUUGAGUUAUCACUUCGAGAAAGAAAUAAGUGAAGCAUUAAACCGAGUCCAUGAUGCCGAUUUUAACGAUCAGGCUCUCUACGAUACUGCUCUCCGGUUUCGCCUGCUGAGACAACAAGGGUAUCAUGUGACCCCUGAUGUUUUUAACAAGUUCAAAGAUGAGAAAGGGAGUUUCAUGUGUACCUUGGAAAGUGAUGUGAAGGGACUGUUAAGCUUGUACAACGCAGCUCAUCUUGGGACUCACAGGGAGAUAAUUCUUGAUGAAGCCAUCUCUUUUACCAGGAACCAUCUAUUAUCUGCGUUAGGCGAUCUUAAACCACCAUUAACAACGCAAGUGUCUCUUGACCUCGAGACACCUCUAUAUAGAAGGAUGAGAAGGCUCUUGGCAAGAGAUUAUAUCUUUAUAUACCAAGAGGAUGCCACACGAAAUGAUGUCAUACUGGAGCUUGCAAAGCUGGACUUCAAUAUACUACAAUCUCUUCAUCGUGAGGAGCUUAAGAACAUCUCUUUGUGGUGGAACGAAAUAGCACCCUUCAAAAGUCUCGAUUGUUCUCGAGACCGAUUGGUGGAGUGCUACUAUUGGACUCUGGGCAUAUACUUUGAACCCCACUAUUCCCGUGCACGAAUGAUAACGGCCAAGGUCUUUGCCCUAAUCACUAUUAUGGAUGACAUCUAUGAUGUCUAUAGCACACUGGAGGAGAGUCGACAAUUCACCGAGGCAAUCCAAAGAUGGGACGCAAAGACUGUUCAACAACUACCAGAGUAUAUGAAGGACUACUUUCUCAAGUUAAUUCACACCUUUGAAGAGUUCGAAACUUUGUUAGCACUCGAUGAGAAGUAUCGCUUAUACUAUCUUAAGGAAGCGAUGAAAGCUGUAUCUAAAGCUUACUUCGAGGAAUCCAAAUGGUGUGCUCAACGUUACGUGCCAACUGUUGAAGAACACCUACAGGUUUCCCUGAUAAGUGCAGCAUAUCCUAUGCUCAAAUGUGCUUCUUUUGUUGGAAUGGGAGAAAUAGCGACGGAGGAGGUAUUUAAGUGGAUUACUAGUUUCCCAAAGAUUGUCCGAGCUUCUACGAUAAUUGCCCGUAUCAUGAAUGACAUUACUUCACAUGAGGUAUGGUCAUAA
Messenger RNA from Musa acuminata AAA Group (dessert banana), 1322 nucleotides. RefSeq names its product alpha-humulene synthase-like. Gene Ontology annotation, biological process: diterpenoid biosynthetic process. The record is from RefSeq and is a predicted model, not a curated record. Bases 6 to 1322 code for a protein of 438 amino acids. Gene Ontology annotation, molecular function: terpene synthase activity; magnesium ion binding. NCBI's taxonomy places the organism in Eukaryota, Viridiplantae, Streptophyta, Magnoliopsida, Zingiberales, Musaceae. The transcript has 5 exons.